This is a messenger RNA of Nicotiana tabacum (common tobacco), 1776 nucleotides long. RefSeq lists its product as uncharacterized. Gene Ontology annotation, molecular function: protein binding. The record is from RefSeq and is a predicted model, not a curated record. Gene Ontology annotation, cellular component: preribosome, large subunit precursor; nucleolus. Lineage: Eukaryota; Viridiplantae; Streptophyta; Magnoliopsida; Solanales; Solanaceae. Gene Ontology annotation, biological process: ribosomal large subunit biogenesis.
UGCAGCUCUCUUCCUCUUCUUCCCUUCAUGUGUCUUUGCCGCCUCCUCGUCCCGCAAAUUUUCUCUGCGCAUACCUUCUAAGUGCGGUUUUUUUGGAAUAAAAUCCACAGUGAAAGUGAAUAGGAACAAACAAAGAAGAAAAAUAUGCCUCGUACUACCACUUUGGAGUGCCCUGGUUGCCCUCCUCUUAGAGCUUUAACUUUUGACAUUCUUGGAUUAAUCAAAGUCAUUGAAGGUAAGGGUGAGCAAAAGGAAGCUCCUAAGGUGGUGGAGAGAUGGGGGGAGCCUGAUGCUUCCAGGUGUGUGCUUGCCACGUCAAUUGUUGACCGUGAAUUUGACCCUCUACUAGGUGUAGCAAGGAAAAAUGGCUCGAUUGACGUGCUUAGUCCUGUCAAUGGAGAUGUUCGUGCCUCCAUUUCAAAUGGAAGUCAAAAUGAAACAGGAUCUGAAGAUAAUUCUCUAGUUGGCUUACAUCUAUUUGGAAAAGAGAGAUUGGACUCAUCAUCGAGGUCAUGUACCCUGCUUACAUGCACAAGAAAAGGACAAGCAAGCAUGAAGUGUGUUAAAAUGUCAAAGUCACUUGAAGAUUCUGGUAGUGAAGGUACUCAAAGAGCAUGGAAUGUUUGUGGUUCAGGCAGUAUUUUGUGCUCUAAGGUAGAUGCAGAUGAAAACUAUGCAUUGUUUGGUGGGAAGGGUGUUGAGGUUAACGUCUGGGAUCUAAACCAAUGCGCUAAAGUUUGGACUGCGAAAUCUCCACCAAAAAAUAGCCUUGACAUAUUCACCCCAACUUGGUUUACAUCUGCAACUUUCUUGUGCAAAGAUGACCACCGCAAAUUUGUUGCAGGCACUAAUAGUCACCAGGUGCGUCUUUAUGAUAUUGCUGCUCAGAGAAGGCCUGUUAUUUCAUUUGAUUUUCGCGAGACCCCUAUUAAAGCUGUGGCUGAGGAUAUAGAUGGACAGACAAUAUACAUAGGAAACGGGUCAGGCGAUCUUGCUUCUAUUGAUAUACGCACAGGAAAACUUUUGGGAUCCUUCUUGGGGAAAUGUUCUGGAAGUAUAAGAUCUAUAGUUAGGCAUCCAGAGCUGCCGAUGAUAGCCUCAUGUGGAUUGGACAGCUACUUACGCAUUUGGGAUGUCAAGUCACGGCAACUUCUCUCUGCGGUUUUCUUGAAGCAGCAUCUUAGCAGUGUUGUUUUUGAUUCAAAAUUUUCUGCGAGAGAAGCUCAGGUACCUCCUCAGCAACAAGAUCCAGAUGAAACAUUACAGAUGGAAGAGGAGGAAGAGAAGCCGGUUAAAAGGAAGAAGGCAUCAAAAGAACACAGCGGAAGCAAGAAACCAAAGACCAAGAAAAAGAGUAAAAGGUCAAAAGGAGACAGUCGCGAUGCUGCUGCAUAAUCAGUUUGCUUCCUGGAAUCCCCAAAGUCUUGAUGACAUGUUACGCCACCAGUUAAGCUAAAGGACCGUAGCAUACACCAGAACGCGGUGAUUGUCCGUGAGAAUCCGUGACCUGGUUGCAUUUGUAUGUGCAAGUAGAAAGAACACACAAACUUGAGUGGGUGUUUGCUGAAUGUAAGCGCUGGCUUGUGUUUCAGGAGGGUUUUUUUGUGUUUUAUUUUUUCCGGAAAAAAAAGAGGCAGGCUGAAGUUAGUACCUGAUCAUCUUGUUUAGUCUUUGUAAUGCUAGAUUAUACAGAUGACGAAAUAUUAUGGAUUCCCAUUUCGAAAGGCAUUUUUGGAAGAGUUUUUCUAUUUUAUAAAGACAAUUGAGUUGGUUAAA